AUGGAGAAGUUUUCGCAGUUCAGAGACCGAGGUUCGGGUAUCGCGCCCUUCCUCCCCAUUCCUGCCCAGCCUUCCGGUCUCCAGCUCCCGCUGCACAUCUUUCUUUUCUGCUUCCGACUGCCGUUGCUCGUGACGUUCUGUCUCAGCUACUUUUUGGUGCUGCAAUGGCUUCCCAUCGGAUCGCUGGGGAAGAAGGCGUCGCUAUGGUGUAUCCUGGGCAUACCGAGCCUCUGGUGGAUUGACCUCCAGGUCGACGGCGUCAAAAGAGGGUCACUCGCGAAACAGCAUCAGGAUCGCCUCCCGGACGGUAGCUCGAUCAUCGCCUCUUCAUUUACGUCGCCCAUUGACGCCGUCUACCUGGCUGCCAUCUUUGAUCCGGUCUUCACCGCAUCCUACCCGAAUACUACCAAGGUGGAGCAACUGUCCUUGUUCCAGGCCAUCCUACUCUCUUUCUCCUCUCCCGAAGUCACGCCUCGACCCGGGGCUCGCCUGGUAGAUAUUUCGACGCUCCUGAAAAAAUAUCCCAACCGCCCUAUUGUGAUCUUUCCCGAGUGCACGACCACGAACGGACGGGGCGUCUUACCCCUGAGCCGGUCUCUGGUGGCCGUUCCUCCACAGACGAAGAUCUACCCCGUGAGCGUCCGGUACACGCCCGCAGACGUGACGACGCCGAUUCCGGGGAGUUAUUUCACGUUUCUGUGGAACUUGCUGAGCAGGCCGACGCAUUGCAUCCGGGUCCGGAUCGCAGAAUGCGUUACCAACAGCAGCUCCGCCUCCGCAACCAAUCACGUGGACACCAUUGAUGGCACGCCAAGCAGCAGUACCGACACGCUCUUGGGCGACGACGCCAACAGCGACUUGACUCGCGAGCAAAAGGCCGUGCUGGACUAUGUGGGCGAAGCGCUCGCCCGGCUGGGGCGAGUCAAGCGGGUUGGACUAGGUGUUCAGGAAAAGCAGGAAUUUGUGAAGAUGUGGACGAAGACAAAGCGAAGGAGGUAA
Rasamsonia emersonii CBS 393.64 is the source of this 999-nucleotide messenger RNA. RefSeq lists its product as uncharacterized. Bases 1 to 999 code for a protein of 332 amino acids. The transcript has 3 exons. Lineage: Eukaryota; Fungi; Ascomycota; Eurotiomycetes; Eurotiales; Trichocomaceae. The record is from RefSeq and is a predicted model, not a curated record. Gene Ontology annotation, molecular function: acyltransferase activity.